This is a messenger RNA of Lentinula edodes (shiitake mushroom), 861 nucleotides long. RefSeq lists its product as uncharacterized. The record is from RefSeq and is a predicted model, not a curated record. The transcript is spliced from 4 exons. Lineage: Eukaryota; Fungi; Basidiomycota; Agaricomycetes; Agaricales; Omphalotaceae. Gene Ontology annotation, cellular component: mediator complex. The coding region runs from base 1 to 861 and encodes 286 amino acids.
AUGUCUCCACCAGCUGUUGAGAGCCAAGUUCAAGCAUUAACGGAUCUUUACAACAGCAUUCAGAACGCGAGGCACCAUCCCCGCAAUCUAUUGAAGACUGCCAUUGCCCCACACCCGUUACCGCUAACACAUCCGUCUCUUUUGCUAUAUUCCCAGCAGCUCAAAGACAUCGCCCAUACGCUACGCUCGGAUGCAGUCCAAUCUGCUCUGCGGGCGGCGAAAGAGAGUGAGAAAGCAGACGGGCAGAACAUCAUGAACAACGUUCGCCGUGAAAACCGCAAGAGAAGGCCACCCUCGCCGGAAUCGCCUCAGCCUUACACCGUCAUAGAGCGGCAGAGCUCAUCCUUGUUCCCUGUGACCAAAGAUGAUGUAGCUCCUUUGAAAAGUCCUGAGCUGAUUGAGUAUAUACGACAGUUCAACAAGAAAAAUUCAUCCUAUAAAUUGGGAAUAUGGCAGGGGACACGAUCUUCCACCAGAGACUUAAAAAAUCCAACGAUUCUUCGUUUCACAAUCAAGGACGUGCUCACAGCAUACCUUACAGUGAGCUAUACAUCCAAUGAUCUUGUUCUGUUGGUGGAGAGCGUGACAACAUUUGGCCCAAGAGAAAGGAAACUGCCUCAUUCUCAAUCGGAUUAUUCAGUGUAUCGGAUGCUAUCACAAGAAUUCGGAAGGAUGAUUCAUUCAGACCCGCGAGUGGGGCUGCAGAAAUUCAUGACGUUACUUUGCUCGUACGAAAAUAUGUUCACGAUGCGCUGUGACAAGUGUCAACGGGUGCUUUGUGUGGAGGGCCAUGUGGCUGCGGUGGAGCGAGUCUGGAAUGAAAGUGACGGACAAUGGCAGCCUCGGCAUGUUAGCUGUUAG